Molecule: messenger RNA, 1628 nt
Organism: Lolium perenne
Lineage: Eukaryota; Viridiplantae; Streptophyta; Magnoliopsida; Poales; Poaceae
Product: UDP-glycosyltransferase 83A1
Molecular function (GO): quercetin 3-O-glucosyltransferase activity; quercetin 7-O-glucosyltransferase activity
Source: RefSeq, a predicted model, not a curated record
GCGAUUGCAAUCAGACUGUACGUGCGUCGUUUUUGUGUACUGUACUACCAUAACAUUGUUGUUGCUUCUGCUUCAGUGCUCCUGCGUGUGUGUGUGGAGAGGGAAGGUCGAUCGAGGUCAGCCAUGGCGAAGGGCCACGUGAUGGUGCUGCCCAUGCCGUGCCAGGGCCACGUCACCCCGCUCAUGGAGCUCUCGCACCGCCUGGUGGACCACGGCUUCCAGGUCACCUUCGUCAACACCGAGGUGGACCACGCGCUCGUGCUCGCCGCGCUGCCCGAGGGCGACGCCGCGGCGGAGGCGCUGCGCGGCAUCCACCUGGAGUACAUCCCAGACGGGCUGGCCGACGACGAGGACCGGAAGGACCUCAACAAGCUCAUCGACGCCUACUCCCGCCACAUGCCGGGAUACCUGGAGGCGCUCGUCAGGGAGAUAGAGGCUGCCGGGCGGCCCAAGGUGAAGUGGCUCGUCGGCGACGUCAACAUGGGGUGGUCCUUCGUGGUCGCCAAGAAGCUCGGCAUCCGUGUCGCCUCCUUCUGGCCGGCGUCCGCGGCGUGCCUCGCCAUCAUGCUCAAGAUCCCCAAGCUGAUUGACGACGGCGUCUUAAACGAUAAGGGGUGGCCGGAGCGGGAGGAGACGCUGCAGCUCGCCCCCGGGAUGCCGCCGCUGCACACGUCGCUGCUGUCGUGGAACAACUCCGGCGCCCCGGAGGGGCAGCACAUCAUCUUUGAUCUGGUGUGCCGGAACAACAAGCUGAACGACCUCGCCGAGAUUGUCGUCUGCAACUCGUUCCAGGAGGCAGAGGCCGGCGCGUUCAAGCUCUUCCCCAACAUCCUGCCCAUCGGCCCGCUCUUCGCCGACAGCAAGUUCCAGAAACCCGUCGGCAACUUCCUCCGGGAAGACCAGAGGUGCCUGAAGUGGCUGGACGCGCGGCCCGACGGCUCCGUCGUGUACGUGGCAUUCGGCAGCAUGGCCAUCUUCGACCCGCGCCAGUUCCAGGAGCUGGCCGAGGGGCUGGAGCUCACCGGCCGGCCGUUCCUGUGGGUGGUGCGCCCAGACUUCACCGCCGGCCUCAGCAAGGAGUGGCUCGACGACUUCCGGCAGCGCGUCGCCGGCGCCGGCAUGAUCGUCAGCUGGUGCUCCCAGCAACAGGUCCUGGCGCACCGUGCGGUGGCGUGCUUCGUGUCGCACUGCGGCUGGAACUCGACGUUGGAAGCGUCACGGAAUGGCGUGCCGGUCCUGUGCUGGCCUUACUUCUGCGACCAGUUCCUCGACCGGAGCUACAUCACCGACGUGUGGAGGACCGGUCUCGCGGUGUCGCCCGGCGAGGAUGGCGUCGUCGCGAAGGAGGAGGUGAGGAGCAAGGUGGAGAAGAUCAUCAGUGACCCAGGGUUCAGGAAGAGGGCAGGGUGGCUGAAGGACGCGGCCUCGGAAUGCGUCGGCGAUGGCGGCUCGUCGUACAAUAAUUUCACAAGAUUCGUGGAUCUUUUGAGCGAAUGAACGAGCAGCAAGCUGUGUAUAUACAAUAGUUUGCCCUGUGGUUCUGUGAUGGCGGAGUUCUCCAAGCUUACUGUUUUAUCAACUAUUAUAUGGAUCAAAGUCAAUCAUGGUCGGAGUGCUUGCCAUGUGAA